UUCCUGGCUGGGGGUGAUGCCGCUGCACGCUGGCUCCAGGUGCGGGACACGGCCCUGUGCGUUUUAUUUUUUAAUUAUUUUUUAAUUUCUAAUUUUCAAUCAGGGCUGGCUGCGUUAACCCCGCUCGCUCCUCCCCCCCCCCCCCCACGCAGGUCCCCAGCUGUCCCUUCGUCCUGCCCCGUGCAGGUCACAGGUGCCCCCGGGGAGCACCCAAGGGUGCCAGGGCACCCCUGUGGGGCCCAGCGGGAGGGUGCAGGCGAUGGGGCCGGCCUGGCAGCGCUCCCCUGUUAAUGGUUAAUGCGGCCAGGCAGCUGGGGCGGCGCGGGGAGCUAUCAGCGCUGCCAUCAGCCCCGGGAACACGCUGUACCGGGCCGGCUGUUUGUUUCCAUCCCUGCGGCACCCAUCUCCCCGCCGGCAGCACAGCCCUGGAGCUGUGGCUCUGCAGUCGCCUGCUGCGGCCGAGGACACGAGGGACAUCCCAUGGGGAUGCUCCCCCGGGGCUUGAAGGCUGUGACUCCGGCUUCGGGCAGGCGACGGCACGCCACCUGGACGCUUUGGGCUUCCGCGUGUUCGCCAGCGUGCUGGACCCGCGGGGCCCCGGCGCCCAGGAGCUGCAGAAGAGCUGCUCGCCCAGGCUGACGCUGCUGCAGAUGGACCUGACCAAGCCCGAGGACAUCCAGCGAGUCCUGCAGCACAUCCAGGCUCACACCAACAGCUCAGGUCUCUGGGGUUUGGUGAACAACGCCGGCUUCAACGACAUCAUCGCGGACGCAGAGCUCUCGCCGCUGGGCAACUUCCGCACCUGCAUGGAGGUGAACUUCUUCGGCUCGCUGGAGCUCACCAAGGGGCUGCUGCCCCUGCUCCGCUCCGCCGGCGGCCGCAUCGUCACCGUCAGCAGCCCGGCGGGUGACCUGCCGUUCCCCUGCCUGGCAGCCUACGGGGCUUCGAAGGCUGCCCUCAGCCUGCUCAUGGACACCUUCCGCAGCGAGCUCCAGCCCUGGGGCGUCAAAGUCAGCCUCAUCCUGCCCGGGUACUUCAAAACAGGAACGUGCGACCCUGCCUUCUGGAACCUGCAGAAGCAGCAGCUGGUGGCCCGCCUGCCCCAGGAGCUGCUGCAGGCCUACGGCGAGGACUACGUGGAGGAGAUCAACCGGCAGUUCAUCCAGUUCAUGAAGGUGGCCGUGGAGGACCUCAGCGCGGUGGUGAACAGCAUCACGGACGGGCUCCUGGCUGCCAACCCCGCCGUGCGCUACUACCCAGGGCAGGGCCUUGGGCUGAUGUAUUUCAUACACCGCUACCUGCCCUACUUCGUCCAAGACUUGUUCCUGAAAGGAUUAUUCAUCAACCCCAAGCUGCCCCGAGCGCUGCGGCCGGAGCAACACACCGAGGCGAAGGAGGCCUGACCUCGGCCCGCAUGCGGUCGCGGGGCAGGAGGGAGCCUUCUCCUGGGAUUUCCAGGCACAGCAGCCCCCGAGCGUGUGCGCAGCCGCCGGCAUCGUCGCCCUCGUGCAGCACGGGGGAACAAUCAGCACUAGACCUAAAACCAAAUCGCUUUCCCAAAUCAGGCAGAUGCAGAUCUAUUUUCUAUCGUGCGAGAAUCAACGUUUUUCUAAAGACUUUUUGUUGUUGUUUUGUUUGGUUGUUUGUUUUUUUUUGUAUUUUUUCUAACCGUGCAUCCUGCAACGGAGCCACUCUUGCCUGACUCUGCAUCUCCGCACCAGGCGCUGGGAUGUACCUGGGGCACUUCUCAGCUCUGUGACAGCUCCCCGACCGCUGCUGGAGCUGCAUCCGUCUCCGCCGCCUCGCAGCUGGGUCAGGCGCGGGGCGCUGCGGAUGCUGCCGUGCCUCCCCGCGGUCCGUUACACACUCCACGAGCUCCCAGCAGGAGCAGGAGCCGAGGCCAGGCUGCGGGCACUGCAGAGCUCUUCACCAGAUGAACUACGUGAUUGUCACUUUUUAAAUAAAUCUCUUCUUGAUAAGCCA
Messenger RNA from Oxyura jamaicensis (ruddy duck), 1983 nucleotides. RefSeq names its product hydroxysteroid 11-beta dehydrogenase 2 (gene HSD11B2). The transcript has 5 exons. Lineage: Eukaryota; Metazoa; Chordata; Aves; Anseriformes; Anatidae. The record is from RefSeq and is a predicted model, not a curated record. Gene Ontology annotation, molecular function: oxidoreductase activity. The coding region runs from base 291 to 1403 and encodes 370 amino acids.